Impatiens glandulifera is the source of this 1274-nucleotide messenger RNA. Its product is annotated as 29 kDa ribonucleoprotein A, chloroplastic-like. Gene Ontology annotation, cellular component: cytosol. The coding region runs from base 99 to 938 and encodes 279 amino acids. Lineage: Eukaryota; Viridiplantae; Streptophyta; Magnoliopsida; Ericales; Balsaminaceae. The record is from RefSeq and is a predicted model, not a curated record. Gene Ontology annotation, molecular function: mRNA binding. The transcript is spliced from 5 exons.
UAUAUUUACUUCCACUCUUCUUCAUAAACCUUAUCUUCGCCAUAGCCAUUAGCCUUUCAGUUUCAUACCAUACCAGCAUCACUUCAUCAUCAUCAUCAAUGGCUUCCUCCGCUUGUUCUGUUCACUUCCUAUCACUCACCACCAACAAUCUUACCCUCUCCAGCUCCAGGACCGGCGCCGUUCCUCUACCUCUCACUUCUCCUUCACUCGCAGCAGCACCUCUCAAAUCCUUAUCCGUUUGUUCUUCAUUUCUUCGUCCAUACGAACCCAUUCCCUCUCGAAUCAUCCGAAAGGUCGCAAUCUCAUCUGAAUUAGAUGUAUCAGAUGAUUUCGAAGACCACCCCUCCCCCCCUCCCCCCACCUUCUCUCCUGACCUUAAACUCUUCGUCGGUAACCUACCUUUCAACGUCGACAGCGCUACUCUCGCUGGAUUGUUUGAAAAAGUCGGAAACGUUGAAGUUGUUGAGGUUAUAUAUGACAAGAUGACUGGAAGAAGCAGGGGAUUUGGCUUUGUAACAAUGUCUACACCUAAAGAGGUUGAAGCAGCAGCUGAGAAGUUUAAUGGCUUUGAACUCGAGGGAAGGCCGUUGAGAGUGAAUGCAGGUCCUCCACCUCCUAAAGGGGAAUCUCCUUUUAGAUCCCCGAGGAGCGGGGGAGGUGGAGGGAGUUUUGGUAGCAACAAUAGGCUCUAUGUUGGUAAUCUUGCAUGGGGUGUUGAUGAAUCUGCUCUUGAGACAUUGUUUAGCGAGCAAGGAAAGGUUUUGGAAGCUAAGGUUGUUUACGACAGAGAAACUGGCAGGUCAAGAGGUUUUGGAUUCGUUACUUAUAGCUCUGCAGAAGAGGUUAACAAUGCAAUUGAAUCGUUGAAUGGCGCUGACCUUAAUGGACGACCGAUUCAAGUAAACGUGGCUGAAUCAAAACCAAGGCGUCCAUUUUGAGCAACAGGGAAUUUCAGCUUGAGUAACAUAGAGAACACACUUAAAAGGGUUCUCGAGUUGGUUGGUAUUUACUAUAUUAUUAUUAUUUUGUUUUCGAAUAUGGAAUAUGAAUGAUAUCGGAGAAGAUGCUCCUUUUGGAUGAUGUGGUUGCAGAAAUUCUCAACUGAUUUUGAUCCAGACUCUUUCAUCCAAUGUCUCUUGGGCAGUAUAUUUGAUUUGAGUAGUAGUGUAUCCUAGUUGAACUAGGUUGGUUUACAGACAAAAGAAAUACUUGUCCCUUUAGUCCUUCAAACUCUUGUUUUAAUAGUGUUCUUAAUUGAAUUCAAGUUUUAUUCA